AUGGCAAAAUUCAAGAGAAAGUUCAACAAAGGUCACGCUUUUACAAGCAAAUGUGUUUCCUUGGUGAAGGAACAGCGAGCUCGUCUCUACAUUCUCCGCCGUUGCGCCACCAUGCUUUGUUGCUGCUCCAUUGAUGUUGAAGCUCUCCCUUUGGUGUUGGUGGCUAGUACUUGGUUGCAUGGCUUGAUCCCUUCUUCAAGAACUUUUUGA
This is a messenger RNA of Arabis nemorensis, 210 nucleotides long. The record is from the annotation of a GenBank genome assembly. Lineage: Eukaryota; Viridiplantae; Streptophyta; Magnoliopsida; Brassicales; Brassicaceae.